CAUUGUCCGUUGGGUGCCUUAUCUUCUCACGGCUGCGAAAGGGAAAAUGACAGCUAUUUCAGUUUCCUCUCUCACGGCUGCCUUAUCUUCUCUCUCGUUUUCUUCCCAGAUUGCUCCCAAGUCUCAAAAUCUAUCAUUCUGUCGGGAAAAAUCCUUUCAAAACACCUACCUUGUCAAUCCCCCUUCCCUGGUCAUUGCCGCAUCGGCUGCUACGGUUACUUCUCCGGUCGGUUUGGAAACCACAAACCUUGAAAAGUACAUCAAAUCCAGACUAACCGGUGGUUUCGCCGCACAGACAAUCAUUGGAACUGGUCGACGAAAAUGUGCCAUUGCUCGCGUCGUUCUCCAGGAAGGAACCGGGAAAUUUUUCAUCAACUACCGCGACGCCAAGGAAUAUCUUCAGGGGAAUCCCUUAUGGCUACAAUAUGUCAAAGUCCCUUUGGUAACCUUAGGAUAUGAAAGCAGCUAUGAUGUGUUUGUUAAAGCUCAUGGGGGUGGUCUCUCUGGUCAGGCUCAAGCAAUUUCUCUUGGUAUUGCUCGUGCUUUGCUAAAAGUGAGCGAGAACCAUAGGGUGCCUCUUAGGAAAGAAGGUCUUCUGACCAGAGACUCAAGAGUUGUUGAGAGGAAGAAAGUUGGUCUCAAGAAGGCUCGCAAAGCCCCACAGUAUUCAAAACGUUGAGGUUAGGACCUUGAAUAUUCAAGGCUAUUUAAAAUUUCCCUCCUACUUGUGUUUAUUUCUUUUUUAGAAAAUGUCCUACUUGUGUUUAUUUGUCUUUGAAGGCAUGUAUCUUUAAUCAUAGGUUUUUAUUGCUUUUGUAGUUUCAGAGUGAAACAUGGCUCUCGAUUCUUUCAAUGUGUUCAACCUAUAAAAAAAUUUUCAUGUUAAGAUUCUA
This is a messenger RNA of Nelumbo nucifera (sacred lotus), 893 nucleotides long. Its product is annotated as small ribosomal subunit protein uS9c-like. Gene Ontology annotation, molecular function: structural constituent of ribosome; RNA binding. Gene Ontology annotation, biological process: translation. The record is from RefSeq and is a predicted model, not a curated record. Gene Ontology annotation, cellular component: plastid small ribosomal subunit; ribosome. Lineage: Eukaryota; Viridiplantae; Streptophyta; Magnoliopsida; Proteales; Nelumbonaceae.